This is a messenger RNA of Melozone crissalis (California towhee), 2601 nucleotides long. It is a transcript of the gene MUSK, whose product is annotated as muscle associated receptor tyrosine kinase. Lineage: Eukaryota; Metazoa; Chordata; Aves; Passeriformes; Passerellidae. Gene Ontology annotation, biological process: cell surface receptor protein tyrosine kinase signaling pathway; positive regulation of kinase activity; multicellular organism development. The transcript is spliced from 15 exons. Gene Ontology annotation, molecular function: ATP binding; transmembrane receptor protein tyrosine kinase activity; protein binding. The record is from RefSeq and is a predicted model, not a curated record. Bases 1 to 2601 code for a protein of 866 amino acids. Gene Ontology annotation, cellular component: signaling receptor complex.
AUGAAUGACCUGCUGAAGGUGCCGCUGGUGCACGUCCUCACCCUGGCAGCCCUCAGCUUGGCUGAGACAGUUCUGAAAGCUCCUUUGAUCAGCACUCCUCUGGAAACAGUGGAUGCCCUGGUAGAAGAUGCUGCCAAGUUUGUCUGUGUAGUGGAGUCAUAUCCUGAGCCAGAGAUCACAUGGACGCGCAACAGCAUUCCCAUCAGGCUGUUUGACACACGGUACAGCAUCCAGAGGAAUGGGCAGCUGCUGACCAUCCUGAGUGUGGAGGACAGUGAUGAUGGGGUGUACUGCUGCACAGCAGAUAAUGGAGUUGGAGCAGCUGCACAGAGCUGUGGGGCUCUCCAGGUGAAAAUGCGACCCAAAAUAACUCGUCCACCUGUAAAUGUGGAAAUAAUAGAAGGAUUAAAGGCUGUUCUUCCAUGUACUACAAUGGGGAAUCCAAAACCUUCUGUUUCAUGGGUCAAAGGAGAAACAGUUGUAAAGGAGACUGCUCGCAUUGCUGUCCUCGAUUCCGGGAAUUUAAGGAUACACAAUGUUCAGAGAGAAGAUGCAGGACAGUAUCGUUGUGUAGCCAAGAACAGUUUGGGCACAGCCUAUUCGAAACCUGCAAAUGUGGUAGUGGAAGGUGACAGAACACCUUUGUCUUCUCUUACAGUGUUUGCCAGAAUCCUGAAGGCUCCUGAAUCCCAAAACAUCACCUUUGGGUCCGUGGUGACAUUGCGGUGCACAGCGACCGGCAUUCCAGUCCCUACUGUCACCUGGCUGGAAAAUGGGAAAGCUGUUUCUGUGGGGUCGAUAGCAGAAAGCGUCAAGGACAGAGUGGUUGAUUCCAGACUGCAAGUGUAUGUCACCCGACCUGGCCUGUUCACUUGUCUUGCCACAAACAAGCACAGCAAAACUUUUGGAGCCGCAAAAGCAGCAGCAACCAUCAGCAUUUCAGAAUGGAGCAAGCUGUACAAGGGUGACGCAGGCUACUGCAGCACAUACAGAGGUGAGGUGUGUAGUGCUAUCUUGGCGAAGAAUGCUCUUGUUUUCUUCAACUCCUCCUAUGCUGACCCAGAGGAGACCCAAGAGCUGCUUGUGCACACUGCCUGGACUGAACUGAAAAUGGUGAGUUCAUUCUGCCAACCGGCUGCUGAGUCUCUGCUGUGUAACUACAUCUUCCAGGAGUGCAAUCCCUCGGGAGCUGGGCCAGCUCCAAAGCCAGUGUGCAGAGAGAAUUGCCUUGCUGUAAAGGAUCUCUACUGCUUUAAGGAAUGGCUCUCAAUGGAGGAGAACUCCCAGAAGGGGAUUUACAAGCCAGGGCUGAUGCUGCUCACUCUUCCUGAAUGCAACAGGUUGCCCAGCCUGCACCAGAAUCCCAGCUCCUGUACCCGCAUCCCUUUCUUUGCAUUGUUAUCACUGGGAACAAGGCAACCAAGUGGAGAGACUCUAAAUCUUCCCCCUCCUCCUCCAUUUUCCCCUACAUACUCCAUGACUGUUAUCAUCUCGAUCAUCUCCAGCUUUGCCCUGGUCGUGAUCUUUGGCAUUAUCACCCUGGUUUGCUGCCGUCGUCGAAAACAGUGGAAAAACAAAAAAAGAGAGUCGGAGACACCAACUCUCACCACUCUGCCCUCCGAACUGCUCCUGGACCGGCUGCACCCCAACCCCAUGUACCAGCGCAUGCCUCUUCUCCUCAAUCCAAAAUUGCUUAGCCUGGAGUAUCCCAGGAACAAUAUUGAAUAUGUGAGAGAUAUUGGGGAGGGAGCAUUUGGGAGAGUCUUCCAGGCCAGGGCCCCAGGGCUGCUGCCAUAUGAACCUUUCACCAUGGUAGCAGUGAAAAUGCUGAAGGAGGAAGCAUCUGCAGAUAUGCAGGCUGACUUUCAGAGGGAAGCAGCUCUCAUGGCAGAGUUUGACAAUCCGAACAUCGUCAAGCUUUUAGGCGUGUGUGCGGUUGGGAAGCCGAUGUGCCUGCUGUUCGAGUACAUGGCCUACGGGGACCUGAACGAGUACCUGCGUGACCGCUCGCCCCGCAACCUGUGCAGCCUGGCGCAGGGCAGCCUGGACACGCGGCUGCGCCUGCCGAACCCCCUGGCGCUCUGCUGCACCAGCCAGCUCUGCAUUGCCAAGCAGGUUGCUGCCGGCAUGGCCUACCUCUCCGAGCGCAAGUUCGUCCACCGGGAUUUGGCCACCAGAAACUGCCUGGUGGGGGAGAACAUGGUGGUGAAAAUUGCAGAUUUCGGUCUCUCAAGGAACAUGUAUUCUGCUGACUAUUACAAAGCAAACGAGAACGAUGCCAUCCCCAUCCGCUGGAUGCCCCCUGAGUCCAUUUUCUACAACCGCUACACCACGGAGUCUGAUGUGUGGGCCUAUGGGGUGGUGCUGUGGGAGAUAUUCUCCUACGGCAUGCAGCCUUACUAUGGGAUGGCUCACGAAGAGGUCAUCUACUACGUGAGGGAUGGGAAUGUCCUCUCCUGCCCCGACAAUUGUCCUCUGGAGCUCUACAACCUGAUGCGCCUCUGCUGGAGCAAGUUGCCUGCCGACCGGCCAGGCUUUGCCAGCAUCCACCGCAUCUUGGAGCGCAUGUACGAGAGGGCCGUGGCCAACAUGUCUGUCUGA